GGCUUCAACAACAACCAGGACGACCGCCUCACCCUCGUCGACGGCGGCGAGGACGGCCAGGUGAUCCCGUUGGCGCCGCUGAUCCAGCCCGUGCGCAACGUCGACAUGGUCCUCACCCUCGAUUCGCUCCGCGAGGGCACCAACGGCUGGCCCGCCGGCUACUCCAUCUACGCCACCUACCUGCGCUACUCGUCGCUCGCAGGCCAGUUUGGCAGUGCCGUCAAGAUGCCCGCCGUGCCUGCGGGAGCCGACUUUGUCGGCCAGGGCCUCAACACGCGUCCGACGUUCUUUGGUUGCAGCGACACGGACUCGCCCAUUGUCAUCUACGUGGCAAACUACCCCUGGUCGACGCUGAGCAACUUUACCUCGGACCAGUUCCAGUACGACCUGGCGACGUCGCAGCUGGGCCUCGACAACGGUGUCGAGGCCGCCACCCUGGGUGGGCUCACUGCCGGCACCGACAUCUCGUGGCCCACGUGCCUGGCGUGCGCAGCGAUGCAGCGCGCGCUGGAGCGCACAAAGAUGGCCCGGCCCAAGCGGUGCGACACAUGCAUGAAGCUCUACUGCUGGGACGGCGAGACGAGUAGCUCGGACACGUCGGCCGCGUAUGCGCCCAGCGUCGGACCGCCCCAGUGGGUCAUCGACAAUGCCAAAACCACAUCGGCCUCACAGGGCACACAGGGCUCAGGGGGAGGGACUCAGGGCGGCGGCGCGGACGGCGCGGUUCACUUGAAGCUCCCUCAUGCUCUUGCGCUGGCGUCCAUAUUCAUUGCUACCCUUGCGCUUCUCUAG
Messenger RNA from Acaromyces ingoldii, 792 nucleotides. RefSeq lists its product as hypothetical. Gene Ontology annotation, biological process: glycerophospholipid catabolic process. The annotation marks the transcript as partial. Lineage: Eukaryota; Fungi; Basidiomycota; Exobasidiomycetes; Exobasidiales; Cryptobasidiaceae. The transcript has a single exon. The record is from RefSeq and is a predicted model, not a curated record. Gene Ontology annotation, cellular component: cytosol. Gene Ontology annotation, molecular function: A2-type glycerophospholipase activity.